AUGACGAUUAUAUGGAAGAAGCAAGGAGUUUGUGCUUCAUGCUUGGUUGUGAACGUUAAAAAUAAUGCCAUGUUCUUAUUUAUUCCUGGCCAUCAAUUUUACUUUCAGGUACCAAAAUUGGGUAAAAAUGUUAAUAUUGGUUUGGAUGGAUUUUAUUCCGAUGCCAAGACAGUAUUUGAUAAAAUUGUUUUUCGGAAGAAUCUAUAUGAAUUAAAGGAAAAUCGAAAAAUAAAACCAGAGGUAGAAGUAAAAGAUGAAUUUAACGACUACAAGGACGUUUGUAACAAGGUUGAUGCUGUUUUUAGUCAGAAAACCAUUAGAAUAUAA
Messenger RNA from Thelazia callipaeda (thelaziosis nematode), 327 nucleotides. Lineage: Eukaryota; Metazoa; Nematoda; Chromadorea; Rhabditida; Thelaziidae. The record is from the annotation of a GenBank genome assembly.